Messenger RNA from Pelmatolapia mariae (spotted tilapia), 954 nucleotides. RefSeq names its product inner mitochondrial membrane peptidase subunit 1 (gene immp1l). The record is from RefSeq and is a predicted model, not a curated record. Gene Ontology annotation, molecular function: serine-type endopeptidase activity. The transcript is spliced from 6 exons. Lineage: Eukaryota; Metazoa; Chordata; Actinopteri; Cichliformes; Cichlidae. The coding region runs from base 71 to 589 and encodes 172 amino acids. Gene Ontology annotation, cellular component: membrane; mitochondrial inner membrane peptidase complex.
GUAAAAGGGAAGUUCAACUGUUAUUGUAAGUGCCCGGUGAGAGCUUUUAGUCACACGCUAGAAAGUUGAGAUGUUCCGCCGUGUGCUGGGGAAGACCUUUGGUUUUGUGGGCUACACAAUCCAGUAUGGCUGCAUUGCACACUGUGCUUUUGAAUACAUUGGAGAGUUAGUUGUGUGUUCUGGUCCAUCCAUGGAGCCCACCAUUGUCAACGAGGAUAUUGUCUUCUCUGAACGGAUGAGUCGGCAUCUUUGCAAAAUACAAAAGGGUGAUAUAGUCAUUGCAAAAAGUCCAUUUGACCCAAAUAUGAACAUUUGUAAAAGGGUAAUUGGAUUGGAGGGUGACAAGGUCUGCACAAGUUCCCCAUCAGAUUUGUUCAAGACCCACACAUAUGUUCCAAAAGGCCAUGUGUGGCUAGAAGGGGAUAACCUUAGGAAUUCUACUGACUCAAGGAACUAUGGCCCAAUUCCCUAUGCCCUCAUUCGAGGGCGUGUUUGCUUAAAGCUCUGGCCACCACAUAGUUUUGGGACCCUGAGUGAAAGUCCAACAGAACGGAUCAUUAAAACUCAGAGCGACUCGGACUCAGAUUGACUUGUCUACUUUGUUUGUAUUUGUAUUUGUGCUUGUACUUGACUUUUUCAUUUUUGAAUAAAAGUGUUAAUUCUUUUAAAAAGUUAAUCGUGCCCAUUUGAUUAAGAUCAAGAUUCAAGAUUUGAUUAAGAUGCAGCAGUGAGAGACGCUGCAUCUCUGUGGAACUGCUAAUGGCAGAGCUGGCAGGGGCAAAUAUGCAUAAGAUUUAAAGCCGACUUAGUAAUAGCAGCUAUGUCAAUGUAUUAAAAGCCUAAUCAUACCAAACAGUGCAAACACUAUUCAGGAAUCAGAAGUUACGAUUGAGUGAGUUCAGUUGCUUUAUGUAAGUGGUGCUGAAAUGCACCAAAACUGUACAUUUAAUUUUU